CGACGGUCAAAAAAUCCACCACAAUGGGGCAACCAGUAUUUAACAAGGAGCUACACAUUAAGUACUGGCAUCGCUGCCUUAAAUCUGUAUUGCCUACAGAAUAUACCAGCACCGACUCCUCACGACUCUCGUUGGGCUUCUUUAUCCUAUCUGCAUUCGACCUGCUCGGUGUCGGUGGAGAACAACUAGACCGCAAAGAUGUAGCUGGUCUCAAGCAAUGGAUCCUCAAUUGCGAGCACCCAAACGGGGGGUUUUGUGGAAGCCCGAAUCACAAAUACCCAAGUGCAUACUAUCGGACCGCGACGGACACUCCGUCUGACAUGGAUCCCGCAAAUUUACCAGCGACAUUCUUCGCUCUCAUGGCCCUAAACUUUGUGGGCAAGGUUGGCGAGGUGGACCGCAAAAAGUGUUUGAAGUGGCUACAGAAGCUUCAACGAGAAGAUGGCAGUUUUGGAGAAACGUUGGGGAAGGAUGGAAAGAUUGAAGGAGGGCGGGAUAUGCGAUAUUGUCAGUGCGCUGCGGCAAUACGGUGGAUACUAAGAGGGGAUUUGAAGUCAAAAAGCCAAAAGGAGGUUGAUGAUAUCAAUGUUGAUGGAUUGGUCGGGCAUAUACGCAAGGCGGAGACUUAUGAUGGAGGUUUUGGGGAGAGCUUCGAACAUGAGUCUCAUGCUGGCUAUACAUACUGUGGAAUUGCUUCUUUGAGCAAUCUGGGCCGUCUCCCAGGAUCAUUAUCGAAGUCUGAGUCGGGGGCUGAGCCUUCAGAUUCAAAAUUAACUGGUGUUACCAACCUCCAGGAUACCAUUCGCUGGUUAAUGUCACGACAAGUCAACUAUGUAGAGUCUGAUGACGAGGAAGACGACGAGGAGCCCCAAACAAAACCAGAAGUAUCUUCAAACCCCACGAAUAACGAAAUAGAGCAACUGGCAGCGGUAGGGUUAUCUCUGGAAGACACAUAUGCUAUUGGGUGCAACGGCAGGCUCAACAAGGGGCCCGAUACAUGCUACAGCUUUUGGGUUGAUGCAUCUCUUUAUAUCCUCGGCCAAUCCAAGCUCAUCAAUAGAGAGGGAUCGCGACGUUGGCUUAUCGAAAAGACGCAACAUAUGAUAGGGGGAUUUGCCAAGGAACCAGGCUACCCUCCUGAUAUUUAUCACUCUUACCUUGGUUUGGGCACAUUAGCAAUGCUCGGAGAACCAGACUUGAAGACCUUUGACCCUGUGUUAUGUGCCAGCCAGGAGGCAAAAUCCAAGAUCGAACGCGACAUCGCGGAAUUCUUAGAGCCGGAUGCCCCAGGAAAGUCUGUGUGGGACAACAUAGUUCUUAUGGGAGAUAUGGCCCCAGUCUCGGACGGUAAGUUUCCCAAGUUCUGGACCGAUGCUGAAGAAAAGCACAAGAAAAUGAAAGAAGAGGGGACCCUUCCAUUCCAGCCCUUUGCGCCACAAAAUGUGUGGAGCGGCGAAACUUAGGAUAUAGACUUGUAUGAAUGAUACCCAAAUCCGAAAGUUUCUAUGGA
Messenger RNA from Pseudogymnoascus destructans, 1510 nucleotides. RefSeq lists its product as uncharacterized. The coding region runs from base 24 to 1463 and encodes 479 amino acids. Gene Ontology annotation, molecular function: CAAX-protein geranylgeranyltransferase activity. The transcript has 4 exons. The record is from RefSeq and is a predicted model, not a curated record. Gene Ontology annotation, cellular component: CAAX-protein geranylgeranyltransferase complex. Gene Ontology annotation, biological process: protein geranylgeranylation. NCBI's taxonomy places the organism in Eukaryota, Fungi, Ascomycota, Leotiomycetes, Thelebolales, Thelebolaceae.